Lineus longissimus is the source of this 2102-nucleotide messenger RNA. RefSeq lists its product as uncharacterized. Gene Ontology annotation, biological process: interstrand cross-link repair. The record is from RefSeq and is a predicted model, not a curated record. The transcript is spliced from 8 exons. Gene Ontology annotation, cellular component: Fanconi anaemia nuclear complex. NCBI's taxonomy places the organism in Eukaryota, Metazoa, Nemertea, Pilidiophora, Heteronemertea, Lineidae. Bases 95 to 1177 code for a protein of 360 amino acids.
AAAAAUAAAUGGCGGACGAUUUCAAUCAACUUUCCAUUUUGCAGCCACAUUUUUAUCAAUAAAAAAAGCAACCGUGAACUGAUCGAAAGUAAAGAUGUCAGCUGCUGGUUUACUGAAGAACAUCUACUUAUUCUUGGAUGUCCUACAGAAGGCACACAGCUCAGAAGCUCAGGGUUGGGCGAAGCAGGAUGUUAUCAAUGCUUUGAAAUGGGCUGAGUAUUGUGAAAAGAUCCAUACCCAAGCAAUCACAAAGCCAUACACAGCGAGCCUGGACGAACAGAUACAGACGUUUAACCGGCUACCCUGGGCUUUGGGCGAUGCUGAAAUCACGCUCGGUUAUUUCAAAGAUGCAAAGGUUCUCCUCCAGAAGGCCAUGCUACAGAACCCAUAUCUAUCAGAGGACCUGUUCGAUACUGUGAUAGAGAUAGCCUGCGAAACUGACGGCAGGGAACCCAUACUGAAGGUUCUACAGAGCAUCACUGUGCCAAAAAUGACAGUCCACCAAUUGUUGUUACUGACGAGAAAACUCCAGUCGACUACCGAGACAGAAAAUGUAGACAUCGCCAGUCGUCUCUCAUUGGAAUGCGAGGCUAAACUACUCCAUAGACAUUUUGAACAUCUUUGUAAAAUGGGUACAAAAAGUGAUCGAUUAAAAUCCUAUCUCGUACAGCAAUUGGAGGCAAUUGCAGCCGUGAACUCUGGCAUGGUGAUAAUUCUGAUGAGCUUACUUGAAGAUAAUGGCCAUACAUUCCAUAGUUCCAUCAUGAUAGACUGGUUAGAGGACCAGUUUCGAUCAGGAGAAGAGACCAGGCAUUCAUUUCGGACGUGCUCUCGAGAUCUUCUCUGUUCAGUGGCAGCAAAGUAUGCAACGUUUGCCGACGUUUAUGUCCAGUGGUUGGUGGAGUGGGGAGGUGACAUGACGAUCAGCUACACGCCAAACCAGAGACCAGGUUAUAUCUAUAGCCCAAGAUCAGAACAUUUCUCUUCGUUCAAUGACUUAGCGAAACACUUCCAAAAACUUGUGAAUGGGCCAACAACGUGCAGGAAAGCUGUGAUCGACUUGGUGUUGUCGAAAUCAAAGGAGAGUGAGGUGUCUGUUUGGUAUGAACUUAGGAGGUAUCUCAUUCGGAAUGUUUCAACGACUUGCGUGUGGAAACUUGUCGUGGAAAAGUCAUGAUAGGCACACAGUACAAGAGUAACGAUGACCAGUAUUGUUGGGCUGUUUGUCUGGACAUUUGACAAUCUCUGUGCAGGACGCUAGGUAAACUGCCACAUUUUGGCAGAUUUUGUGCAAAUAACCUAGAUUUGUUAGAAUUAAAUUUGCCAAAAGGAUUUUUGAUGGGAAAAACCGAAAGAAUUUGCAAUCUGCCAAAAGAAAAAACGUGAUAAUUUAAAUUUUUUCAGAAUUUUGUCAAAUCGUAAAGAUUAAAAGUUGUGAAGAUUUAACGGUUACAGAAAAUUUUGCGAUUACUGCAGUGGAAAUGAUCAACAUUGGAAGGUGUCCAGAAAGUGUCCAGGUUAUAUGUUUGACUAACUUGCAGAAAUCGUACAUCCUGGAUAGGGAUUUCUCGAAGGACCAGGCUGGUAUGCUAUUGUGAAUUUGAAAAAAGGAGAUAUGUAUUGGUGCUAAACUACAUGUUCAUGUUGAUACUCUAGAUUCACCGAUAUAAGACUGUUACUGAAUAUGCAAACAAAGUCCCCGUAGAUAUUACGUGCUUUGUCCUCGAUGCGCAUUCGACAAAGGGUGGGACAUAAAUUUUUAUGAUGGUUAUGCCAUUCGCUUUUGCCACAAUUUCAAAGUAAGAUUUUAGAAUGGCAGGCCCAUAAGGAUUUCACUUUAUUACUUUCUUUUAUUGAAGAUUCAUUGCCAAUAAACCUUGGCUAAUAGACAGGGAAAUAGAUCGACCACACUAACCACUGAUAGAAGUAUAGUGGUUAGGUCGCAAGUGAUCAGUUCAUUCCCGAUCCCAACCACUGUCAAUGUACCGCAACCUGAAGACCGACUAAUUUGAGCCACUCAGUGUGAAGGGGCCGUGGCCUGUUCAAUACACAUCAUACUGUGGGAGGUCAUGCCUCAAAUCAAUGAAUCGGUCUUAGAUCGG